CACGAUGACACCUCCAAACAUUGCUUUGCAUGUCCUAUGUCUGCUCUUGGCAAAUGUUGCUUAUACAACAACUUUGAAAUCAUCAUUACAUUAUCAUUCAUAUGCUGGAGAAAGUGUGACUUUGCCUUGUGCCUUCGAUGACUUUAAUGUUAAUACAGUGAUGCUUUACUGGUAUAGGCAAACUCUUGGACAGAAACCAGAGCUGGUGUCUACAUUCUAUCGGCAUAAUGAUAAAAAAGACAGCUCUAAUGAUGGAUUAAACAAACUUUCACGUUUCUCACUGGAUACAAAAGAAGGUACAAACAACUUGAAGAUAACACAUCUGCAAAUAUCAGACUCGGCUACAUACUUCUGUGUGGGGAGCGAUUUAUAUAGCUUUAAAUUUGGUGAUGGAAUUACUGUCAAUGUCAAAGGUUCAGGUUUGAACAUCCCAGCUUUGGUCCAUCAGUCAGCAUCUGAGAUCAUCCAGUCAGGAGACUCUGUGACUCUGAACUGUACUGUACACACUGGCAGCUGUGAUGGAGAACACAGUGUUUACUGGUUCAAAAACUCUGAGGACUCUCCAGGACUCCUUUACACCCGCGGAGGCAGGAAUGAUCAGUGUGAGAGGAUACCCAACACACAAACACACACCUGUGUGUACAACCUGCCAAUGGAGAGCCCGAAUAUUUCUCAAGCUGGGACCUACUACUGUGCUGUUGCCUCAUGUGGACACAUACUGUUUGGAGACGGGACCAAGCUGGACUUUGAGGAUGAAGUUCUCUCUCUUGCCUUGGUGUAUUUCUUGAGUGGAGCUUUGACUGUCACCAUCAUCCUGAUAGUUUUACUGGCUAUCUCAGUGUACAAGAUGAACCAAAGGAACUGCCAACAUUCAGAGUGCAAUGCCACAUUUUCAACGUCUUCUACUCUGCAUACAGAACAGUCCGGUCAAGGCGCAGAGAACCUUCAUUAUGCUGCUUUAAGGCAACACAACGGCAACAGAUCAAGAAGAGAGGGGGAAAACACCCAGUCCGAAUGUGUGUACUCCAUUGUAAGGCAGUACUUGGACGAGAACUUUGCUUCCAUUUCCGAACAGCACCUCCCCACAGGAAGCCACAGCACAGUAGUAGGUUCCAGCAUCACUGGAGCUCAGAAUACCUUGGCCAGUUUCUUGUCUGAACCAGUUAACACUGUGUUCUUCUUCACACGACCCAGUGUGUACGCUUCCUUGCAUGAACCUUUUAUUCCCCCACCCCCUUUACAGUACGUAAAUAUAGAGUGCCCAUGCAGUGAUACGGUCAUACGCACAAUGGAAAGCUUCACCUUAAUAGCAGCUGUGCUUCUUUGCAGUCUCAGCUGGAUCUCUGCCUCGGUUAGUCAGACUGUGGAGGUCCAGCCUGGUGAAGAAGUCACUCUGCUCUGCCCCAACGUAUCCAUCCAUCCAACUCAGUCCGACUGGUUCAGAGUGUUCAACAGAGCCAAGCCAAGCUGUGUCUCCUCUAUCUACGGGGCUGGUGGCGAAGCUUCAUACUGUGAUGGAUAUCAACAUGGAAAAUUUGAAAUGAGUUCCAACCUGACCACUGUCUUUCUUAAAAUCAAUCAAGUGGAUAUAUCUGACUCUGGACUGUACUUCUGUGGAUUGUACAUAGGCAAAAGUACAGUCAUUUCCAGUGCAAUCCAGCUAAACGUUGAAGGUAACGGUGAAUCUGAUGAUGAUGAAUAUGAUUUCGAGACCAAAAAGGAGCCUGAUGAAAUGGCAUACCUGAUGAGUUUAAUUCUGGGAUGCUUGGCUUUUUUGCUCACUAUAGUCGUCAUUGUUCUGGCUGUUAAAAUAAGGAAGCUUCAGAGAGAUGCAAAUGAAGAAUCUCAGCCCAAAAGACCCCAGAAUAUGUGCUCUGAUGAACUGAACUACGCGGCUCUGAGUUUCCAGGCGAAGCCAAAAAUAAGCCGCAGGCCUGCAUCUGAGCGAGAGCUGGAGCCAAAUGUAGUCUAUGCUGCCACCAGAUAGACGAAGGAAACGAGUGGAAAUGCAGCUCAGAGUGGAAAUAAUGCUUUGUCAUGGUACACUUCUCUUGUAGCUUCAUGUGUGGGAGAAUUCACUGGCAAAAAAAUAAAUGUUGA
This is a messenger RNA of Trematomus bernacchii (emerald rockcod), 2100 nucleotides long. RefSeq lists its product as uncharacterized. The record is from RefSeq and is a predicted model, not a curated record. The transcript is spliced from 13 exons. Gene Ontology annotation, biological process: response to bacterium. Bases 5 to 1987 code for a protein of 660 amino acids. Lineage: Eukaryota; Metazoa; Chordata; Actinopteri; Perciformes; Nototheniidae.